AUGGACGGCACCGCGCACGCCGGCAGCGAGGGCUAUGAUGCAAUUGAGGCGGGCAGCCGGCCUCCAGCUCCUCCAAAGUCGCCAGAGCUCAGGGGGUCCAUGGAGCGCGACAUCCGCGUUUCCAUAGAGGCCUUCCGCGGGCCACCGGCGGCGGGCACGAUGAGCCCGAUGGCCCAAUCGAUGCCUGAGGCGCCGAUUCUGGACAAGGAGGGGGUGAAGGGGUCGCUAUUGGACGCCAUCCCGGAGUCUGGGAGGGUGGGGGUGCAGUUCAGGGGGGUCAAUGGCUGGGUGCCGGCGACGUUUCAGAAGCCGGGGAUGGGCAGGGCGCUGCAGAAGAUCGGGAGCAAGAUUAGGGGCGAGCAGCCGGCGGGCGCCAGGCGGCAGAUACUGUACAAUGUUUGUGGCAGCGUGUCACCUGGGGAGGUGCUGGCGCUUAUGGGGCCAUCAGGCUCAGGCAAGACAUCCUUCAUCUCUGUUCUGGGAGGAAGAAAACCAAAGUUAAUGGAAGCCGAUGGUGACAUUCUUUUCAAUGGCAGACCUCUUAACAAGGCCAUGAAGAGGCGAAUCGGGUUUGUUCUCCAGGACGACCUUAUGUAUGCCUCUCUCACUGUUGAGGAGACCCUGUACUACGCGGCCAUGCUGAGGCUGCCAAAGACCAUGACAAGGGCUCAGAAGAAGCAAAGAGUUGAUACUGUCAUCGAAGCCCUUGGUCUUGGGAAGUGCCGUGACACUCUCAUAGGCGGUUUCAUGAUGCGUGGUGUGUCGGGCGGUGAGCGGAAACGCGUGUCCGUUGGGCACGAGCUGCUGAUCGACCCAUCAUUCCUGCUGUUGGAUGAGCCUACAAGCGGCCUUGAUGCCACUACUGCCAUGAACCUGCUGACCACCCUUAGGCGACUGGCAGAGGGUGGUCGGACUGUGCUGACCACCAUCCACCAGCCAUCCAGCCGAAUCUACAGGCAGCUGGACAGUGUACUGUUGCUCAGUGAGGGCCACACGAUGUACUAUGGAUCAGGCAAGCUGGCCAUCGAGUGGUUCACCAACCUGCACUACAAAUGUCCCUAUGGUGUGAACAUCGCGGACUACAUUCUGGACCUGGCGAAUGGGGAUGUGUUGGCCGAUGGCAGCCGUGAUGACGAGGCAAGGGAGGGCCUCAUAGCUCGUUACCGCUAUUUCAGUGCAUCUCAUCCCCAAGGCCUCCAGGAUCAGGCCGAGCUUCUGGACGCCAUCCCAGCCACGGGCCUAAAGAGCUUUGAGAAUGCGCCAGCAACUUUGCAGGUUAAGGUCACGGAUGGAAAGCACGCUGAGCAGCUUGAAGAGCUGGAGGAGGAAGAGUCAUCAUUGAUGAAGCGGUCUGAUAGGUGGGGUGCCAGCUAUUGUGGACAGAUCGGCAUCCUGUUCCAGCGCUGUGUGAAGGUCCGGAGGACCGAUGCCCUGGGGCUGCAGAACUACCUCCGUCUGCUGCUGGUGGCUGCCAUCGCAGGGAUCCUGUGGUGGCAGGUUGGUGGAGGCGACACCCUGCUGGCCGCCUCUGACGUUGUUGGCCUCCUAUUUUUCGAGAUGCUCUUCAUGGGCUUCUAUGCCAUGUUCCGGGCCCUGUUCACCUUCCCCUCUGACUUCAACAUGAUGCUCAAGGAGCGGCGCAGUGGCAUGUACCGCCUGUCCACCUUCUACAUCGCUCGCACGCUCUCCGACCUCCCCAUGGACUGCACUAUCCCCAGCUUGUUUGUCAUCAUCGUCUACUGGUCCACUGGCCUAAGGGUCACUUUUGUGGCAUUCCUGGCUAACUGGCUGUCGAUCAUGCUCAUCACCCUGGUGGCCCAAUCUCUGGGAAUGCUCAUUGGAGCCAGCGUGAUGGAUGUCCAACAGGCGCAGACCAUCAUAUCUGUGCUCAUGCUGGCACUGAUGCUUGUCGGCGGCUUCUAUGUUCGGGACGUGCCCGACUGGGUGGGGUGGCUAAAGUAUGGGAGCUUCAUGUGGUGGGGCUUCAGCCUGCUGCUGAAGAUCGAGUUUGGGGACCGGUCCUUCGUGGACUGUGGCGGGCUGGGCGAGUCGAACGAUGGGGUCGCGGAGUGCGUGCCUGUGGACAGUCUGCAGAAUGCAUUGAAUCUGCCGUCGGACGUCAAUGACUCCGUCUGGCCUGAGGUUGUUUUUCUGUUUGGGUUGCUGGUCUCCACCCGUGCGAUCAUCUACUACGUGCUGCAGAGGAAGACAAGGUCGUGA
Ostreobium quekettii is the source of this 2220-nucleotide messenger RNA. The record is from the annotation of a GenBank genome assembly. NCBI's taxonomy places the organism in Eukaryota, Viridiplantae, Chlorophyta, Ulvophyceae, Bryopsidales, Ostreobiaceae.